This is a messenger RNA of Condylura cristata (star-nosed mole), 400 nucleotides long. Its product is annotated as metallothionein-1E. The record is from RefSeq and is a predicted model, not a curated record. NCBI's taxonomy places the organism in Eukaryota, Metazoa, Chordata, Mammalia, Eulipotyphla, Talpidae. Gene Ontology annotation, molecular function: metal ion binding. The transcript has 3 exons. The coding region runs from base 82 to 267 and encodes 61 amino acids.
GCCGGUCCACCACACCUCCUCCACGUGCCGCCUGGCCCUUCAGCACCGGUCUCCGACUCCAUCCAGUCGCCUCAGCUCGUCAUGGACCCCAACUGCUCCUGCGCCAUGGGUGGAUCCUGCCCUUGCGCCGGCUCCUGCAAAUGCAAAGAGUGCAAAUGCACCUCCUGCAAGAAGAGCUGCUGCUCCUGCUGCCCGGUGGGCUGUGCCAAGUGCGCCCAGGGCUGCGUGUGCAAAGGGGCAUCGGAGAGCUGCAGCUGCUGCGCAUGAGCACGAAGAGCCUGCUCCAGAUGUAAAUAGAGCCGCGUGUCCAAACCUGCGUUUGUUUUCUAACCACCGGACCCCUUUGCCACCUGCCUUUUUCUAUGAAACAUGUGAAAGAUAAUAAAUGUUGUUUACUUUA